Bipolaris victoriae FI3 is the source of this 918-nucleotide messenger RNA. RefSeq lists its product as hypothetical. The record is from RefSeq and is a predicted model, not a curated record. Bases 1 to 918 code for a protein of 305 amino acids. The transcript has a single exon. Lineage: Eukaryota; Fungi; Ascomycota; Dothideomycetes; Pleosporales; Pleosporaceae.
AUGGCGAGACUAUCAGAUCUACCAAGUGAACUUCUCUUCGAGAUUAUUGACCUCGUGGUUACCUCUAUCCACUGGCCGGAGGAGAGCAAACGCUACCGGCCAGUAGACGAUACAGGCCUAUUCCCUAGAAACAUAUAUUGCGUCCCUAAGCUGAAACUCGACGGACGACACCCUGCACUGAAUCUAUUACUCACGAGUCGGAAGCUUUACUUGGAGACGCACACCUACCUCUCAAAUAAGCCACAGACCCUCGACCUCGAUGUUGCAAUCAUUGACGACCAUUGGAUUUGGCCAACGUGGCGAAAUCUGCCCGUGCGAAAAGACGGCGCCUUUGACCGAAUCGACGUCCAUUUCAUUCUUUGCUGCACUGAACACGAGCGGUCACUACAACAUGAGUGGAAUACGGACUCCGUAGCAGGUUCUUGCAAGAGCACGGAUAAGGACUGUCGGCCAGCUACAAGGUACUUGAACUGGCGGGCAUUGAAUCCACUCAACAACCUCGUUAGUAGCGAGAACAUCGACGCUUCUGUCGUCAACACGCUCUCCGACUUCAUGGAACAGCCCUUUUCAGGCGAACCAACAGGACGUCCGUUCAUCUUCAAGACCAAAACGCUAGCGUUCCAUAUCGAUACGAGUGUCUACAGAGACGGGAACAGACUCCUAAGUAAAUCAGAAGUGCCGGUGAGAGCAAUUCAUCAACUCGCCCAUCUCUACUUCAAACAACUUUACCCCGCCAAUGUCGAGAGAGCAAAAUAUUUCCUGAACGAUGUGCAGGAGUAUGUCCAAAUCUGGUUUCAACAAUGGAAAGAGAAUGAACAGGUUUCGCCGAGAGUUGAAAAAGUCUUAUUCUGCAUUGAUGGGGCGACUGUGCGAGAGCUAGAUCCGGCUCAAUAUGCACAAGGAGUUAGCAAAGACUGA